Messenger RNA from Xyrichtys novacula (pearly razorfish), 1538 nucleotides. Lineage: Eukaryota; Metazoa; Chordata; Actinopteri; Labriformes; Labridae. The record is from the annotation of a GenBank genome assembly.
AUGGCCCAGAACAACACAAAUCUCUUCCUGGAAAUACUUCAGUCUUUUGAUGCUGGUAAGUUUUUUUCAUAUUUCUUUUUUCUUCUAGCUGCUCUUUUUUCAUGUGGUUUCUCUAAUUGGCACAGUUGUCCUCCAAAGAAUACAAGCUUUAACCCUCUCUAGUACAGACACAGUAUGCGGUCCUGGUUCCUUUUUUGAAGAUUUCCUCAUACUACAAUUUAAAAUUAUGACGAUAUCCUUCCCUAUUUUUCUUGACUUUUUGCUCAAACUCAACUAACAUGUUUUCUUGGUGUUUUCCCCCUAGUUUCUCCAAAUGCCGUUUCCAGAUGACUUUUAACCAGUGUCUUCUUUCCCUUUUUCCAGAAGUUAGAAAAGAAAACAGCAGUGGAAAUAAUAGGCUAGUCGCAAAGUAGUCUUUUUAAUGCUUGGCUGUAUCAAAAGGAAAUUGAUUUGUUUUCCCUGGCAGCAGUCCAACAGGAUAUGUCUUGGCUGCUGCAUUCUCUCUUUUCUCAAGCAUGCUUAUGUUGACAUUAGUUUUGCUGAGGCAAAGACACAAUGUACAAAAAGUCAUUGCCAUUUUUUAAGGGGGGGGGGGGGGUAUUCUCAGCUUGUUGUCCCCAAAAAUCCUGCACAAUAGACAAAAGUCUAUAAUCAUUAUUUUGUGGGCACCAUCUUGCAAGGAGCUGUUGACAAUCCUCCAUUUAUCAUAAACAGAUGGUUUUUGUAAUCUUGCUUGGGGCACAUAUUCUAAUUAGGAUUCCUUUUAUUCUCAGGAGAUGGCAAAAACUUAAAAAUUGUAGAUGAUGAAGGUGUAUUGUUUUUGUAUAACUGUAUUAAACUUUUGUCCCUCAUGGUACACCUGUGGAGUAGGUAGUUUUAAAAAGAGGGCGGGAUUGAUGAAAACAGAAUACUUUUGUUGGAACAAAAAUAUGUAGGAUGUUGGAAAAGAACCCAUCAAAACUACUAAGUAAUAUGUGUUGAUAUGUGUUUCUGUCUUCGCAGUCCCUCUCAUCAUAGCAUUCUGUGUGUCCAUGGCUGUUGGCCUGGUCUUGGGGGCCCUGAUUUAUGUAAUCUUAACAUGGAUGUCCCGACGCAAAGCAGGAUCUGCCAGUAUCACUCACCGCCCUCCUCGUCAAUCUCACUUAUCCUCCCGUAACCGACCUGGCUUCAACCGCAACAGCAGCUAUGAUCGGCGCAGCAACAACAGUUUGAUCAGUGCCGCAUUUAGCUUUCACCGCCAGACUUCCUCCCCGGAUCAAUUCGACCCACUGGGACACAAAUCCAGCUUCAGGGCCUCCACCUUUCAUCCGCUCCUCCAGUGCAGCCAAAUUGCAAGAGAAGCAGAGGAAGGGAGUCAGACUACGCUGCCCCGCACACCAACUCUUGGCACAUCGACUACAUCGGCUACACUAGCAGCCCAGCAAGGUGCCACUCCACGCAGACCAGAGUCAUUCUGGGGGAACAAUGGCCUUAGGGGUCCUAAUGCAACGCAGACCCCACCUCCAGCUUAUGAGAGCAUUAUUAGAGCUUAUCAGUAA